UCAUCGUCUAGUACAAAACGGUGUAUGAAACAGUCAACAAUGAAGCUAGUACUUUGCUUUUUCAUUUUGUUCGUUCUUGUGGUGAUCAGUCAUGCACAAUAUCUGCAACACUGCAACCGUUGUGGAAGCCUAAACUUGCAACAACGACGGGUGUGUUGUAACUAUGGCUUUACCCAGUGCUGCCGAAUUCGUGUACCCCCUGACCAAACUUUUCCAGGAUCAGGCGCCCCAGGACAAGGCGGCUAUCCAGGCAGUUCUGGCGGCCUAGCCCAACCUGGUAUUCCGAACUAUUAUGCUACUGGUUCUGCUGGAUUCUAUCCUGGUGGUACUGGAGGCAGCGUUGGUGUCUAUCCUGGUGGUGUAUAUCCUGGUGGCGCAUAUCCUCAGCCUCUUCCUAACGUUCCUCUUGGUGGUGACGUUAUUUUACGGAAAAAACCCGCAGCCUAG
Limulus polyphemus (Atlantic horseshoe crab) is the source of this 447-nucleotide messenger RNA. RefSeq lists its product as uncharacterized. The record is from RefSeq and is a predicted model, not a curated record. NCBI's taxonomy places the organism in Eukaryota, Metazoa, Arthropoda, Merostomata, Xiphosura, Limulidae. The transcript has 3 exons. The coding region runs from base 25 to 447 and encodes 140 amino acids.